AAGAUAAACCAGUUAGACGGUGUCAGUAAAAGUAAAACUAGGCAGCUCCAUUUUGUGUCGAGGGGAAAAUAAACCAUUUCAGGAGUAAAAACACAGGUUUGAUUUAACACACCGAUGUUGGAGUGAAGUAAACGUGUGUCCUGCUGUAAUCUGGAGAAGGAGACAUGACCUCCAACAUGAGUGUGUCUGGAGAACAGGACUUACAGAAAGACGAGAGAAUGAUGGAGGGAAAGAGAUCAGACUCACCAGAACCCAGCUGUGUGUCCAUGAUGAGUGACCGGUCAAUGGACCACCCAAUUUCCUUCAGACCACAAAAGAAGAAAUCAAACAUCAGCAGAAAUCAGCUGGACUCCAUAUUCAAGGAGCUGGAACACAAAGUCAUCACUCUGAUAAAGAAUGAGCUGAAGAGGUUUAGGAAGCUCCUGAGUCCAGAUUACCCAGCAUGCACUGAGAGGGAGGUGGAGGAUGAGGAGGAUCUGCACAGUGUCAGAGAGGGAGCGCUGAAGAUCACACUGCACGUCCUGAAGAACAUGAACCACACAGAUCUCGCUAACACACUGCACAACAAGUCUGUGGCCUCUGUGUAUCAGACAGAGCUGAAAUCCAGCCUGAGAGAGAAGUUUAAAAGAAUUAAUGAAGGAAUCUCACAGCAUGGAAGCUCAGCACUUCUGAAUGAGAUCUAUACAGAUCUCUACAUCACAGAGGGUUGGAGUGGAGACGUCAAUAAUGAACAUGAGGUGAGACAGAUUGAGACAGCGUCCAGGAGACCAGCAACACAGGAGACACCCAUCAAAUGUAACGAGCUCUUUAAAGACAAGUCCAUCAGAAGAGUGCUGACUAAAGGAGUUGCUGGAAUUGGAAAAACAGUCUCUGUGCAGAAGUUCAUUCUGGACUGGUCUGAAGGAAAAGCAAAUCAGGACGUCACCUUCAUGUUUCCACUUCCCUUCCGAGAGCUGAAUCUGAUGAAGCAGAGAAAUCUCAGUCUGAUGGAGCUUCUUCAUCAUUUUUUCCCAGCAAUGAGAAAACUAGAAUUACUAGACUGUGACUCCUACACAGUGGUGUUGAUCUUUGAUGGUCUGGAUGAGUGUCGACUUCCUCUAAAGUUCCAGAAGAAUGAGAGAUUGUGUGAUGUGACCGAGUCAGCCUCGGUGGAUGCACUGCUGACAAACCUCAUCAAGGGGAAUCUGCUUCCCUCUGCUCUCCUCUGGAUAACCUCUCGACCAGGAGCAGCCAAUCAGAUCCCUCCUGAGUGUGUAGACCAGGUAACAGAGGUACGAGGCUUCAGUGAUCCUCAGAAAGAGGAGUACUUCAGGAAGAGGAUCAGUGAACAGAGCCUGGCCAAUAAAAUCAUCACACGCAUGAAGUCUUCAAGAAGCCUCUACAUCAUGUGCCACAUCCCAGUCUUCUGCUGGAUCUCAGCCACUGUUCUAGAGAGAAUGUUGUGUGAAGCAGAGAGUGGAGAGGUCCCCAAGACUCUGACUCAAAUGUUCACACACUUCCUGAUCUUUCAGAUCAAACACAAGGACCAAAAGUACCAUCAGAAAUGUGACCCUGAUCCUCAGCAGACCAGAGAGAGUAUCCUGGCACUGGGGAAACUAGCUUUCCAACAGCUGGAGAAAGGAAACUUGAUCUUCUAUGAGGAAGACCUGAGCGAGUGUGGCAUUGAUGUUGGAGAAGUGGCAGUGUACUCAGGAGUGUGUACCCAAAUCUUCAGAGAGGAGUUUGGGCUUCACCUGGGGAAGGUGUUCAGCUUUGUACAUCUGAGUGUUCAGGAGUUUCUGGCUGCUUUAUAUGCAUUUCUCCGCUUUAUUUUUAGAAAGACAAAUGUGUUAGUGGAGCAACGCACUGGCCGUUUCCAUUUCUUCAGCAAGUCAACCAUGUCUGAUUUCCUCAGGAGUGCAGUGGACAAGGCCUUACAGAGUGAGAAUGGACACCUGGACCUGUUCCUCCGCUUCCUUCUGGGUCUCUCACUGGAGUCCAAUCAGGCUCUCUUACGAGGCUUAAUGCCCCAGACAGGAAGCAGCUCUCACAGCAAACAGGAAACAAUCGAGUACAUCAAGGAGAAGAUCAGGGAGAAUCCAUCUCCAGAGAAAUCCAUCAAUCUGUUCCACUGUCUGAAUGAACUGAAUGAUCAUUCUCUAGUGCAGGAAGUACAGACUUACCUGAACAGAGAAGAUUACUUUUGUCUCAGUGGAACCAGACUCUUUCCUGCUCAGUGGUCAGCUCUGGUGUUUGUGUUACUGAACUCCGAUCAGGAGCUGGAUGAGUUUGAUUUGAGGAAAUAUGACCCAUCAGAGGAAUGUCUUCUGAAGCUGCUGCCAGUGGUCAAAGCCUCCAGAAAAGCUGAGCUGUGGGGGUGUAAUCUGACAGAGGAAAGCUGUAGAGUUCUGUCCUCAGUUCUCAGCUCAAACUCCUCCAGACUGAGAGAACUGAACCUGAGUCACAAUAACCUGCAGGAUUCAGGAGUGAAGCUGCUCUCUGCUGGACUGGAGAAUCCACACUGUACACUGGAGACACUGAGGCUGUGUGUGUGUGUAAUCUGACAGAGGAAAGCUGUAGAGUUCUGUCCUCAGUUCUCAGCUCAAACUCCUCCAGACUGAGAGAACUGAACCUGAGUCACAAUAACCUGCAGGAUUCAGGAGUGAAGCUGCUCUCUGCUGGACUGGAGAAUCCACACUGUACACUGGAGACACUGAGCAUGUAUAAAUGCAGUAUUACAGAUGAAGGUUUUGCUGCUCUGGCUUUAGCUCUGAGUUCAAACUCCUCAUCACACCUGAGAGAACUGAAUCUGAACAGUAAUAAUCCAGGAGAAUCAGGAGUGAAGCUGCUCUCUGAUCUACUGAAGGAUCCACACUGUAAACUGGAGACAUUAUACAUUAACUAUAAUAAACUCACCAGGACAGGCGCAUGAUGGAGUCUCACCUCAAACCUCUUCUCCAGGAUAAAGCAGUUUUGGUGAAGAGUUAGAACCCGUCCCACAUUUCCAGCAGUUUGGGAGCUGAAUCCUUAAACUUAAAGGGACGGGAGCAGAUACAAAGCCAAGAACAGGCAGAAGGUCAUACACAGGAGGAAUCAACACAUGUAAUGAAAUAUCUGCUGUACAAAGCAAUGGCAACAAUCUGCCCCGGGGAUGGAGACUGACGAGCCUUAAGUACACAUCUGGAAAUGUACGGACUGAUCCCAAAGCACGAGGCAGGAGCAGGCAUGUUAAUGGUAAAUGGUCUGCACUUAUAUAGCGCUUUUUUAACCUUAGUGGUUCCAAAGCGCUUUACACUUUACACAAAGCGCUUUACAGAGAGUAGAUGUGAAAGUACAGUGUAAAAUUUCCCUUACAACCUGCCAACCUUUGCUGUGUCAUGAACACAGUGUAUUGGUCAACCCAGGAGAUGAUUUAGAAAAAUGCCUAUGCAACAGUGUGUUCAGCAUGCAUGGAGGCACUGGUCCUGUACAUAGUGUUACAUGAAAUAAGACCAGAAAUAACACAAAUCAAUACGCUCGUGCGCAUCUCUCUAAUGGCCUGAUGAGGUCCAUGUCAAUUCUUUCAACUGGGACCUUGAAUAAAAGCAAUGGGCUCAAUGGUGCUAUUGGGGUGGCCAGUGGAUUUGCAGCUGAAAUUAGUAGCCUGGUAAAAAUUGCUUCCACAGCUCCUUUUUGAUGCACCAGUCGACUUAACACUACCCAUAUGAGUCGAUGUUUGGGCAAAAACCUAAGCUACCAGUGGAUAGUUUGCUUGAUGGUAGUGAAGAAGGGGAAGGAGCUGGUGCCCAUUCAGACUGGGUGGCCCAACACUAAAAAUAUUUGACCUCCAUUUAUAGCAGUUCCCGAAGGCACUUGGAGACUGUGGUCAUUCACCGUAGGACCAAUUGCCCUGACUCAGUAGCAAUACUACCCCCUGGCACUUUAGUGUAUUGUAAGAAUCAUUUUCAUGGUUGCCGUAAGAUUCAGGAUGUCUGGUGCUCCAAUGUGUGUGAGAUUGUGGCCUACAUUGAUGAAGUGGAAAUGCUGUUUAAGAUCAGACCACAUGGAGAAGAUGGCCCCAUUAAAACUGUCCAUUGUUCAGAACUUAAACUUGUUCUUACCUGACAACAAUAUUCCAAGUAAACCAAUGGGUCAGGUCUACUGGCCCUUUCCAUCCCAGGAGUGAGUAGAGCCAGAAGGACAUAGAAUUGGAGAUUGUUCACAGUGUGGCCAUAGUCCAUAUGAGAACGGGUGUAAGGAACUCUGAGAGUCAAGUCUACGUUGAUUCUAGUUCUCAGCCCUCAGUGCUUCAGUCUAGUCCAACAGGGGUACAAAAUGAUUAUAGGUUCAUGUUUAGCAUCUCAACCCCAGGUGACCACAAGAGAGCAAGAGUUGAAUUUAGAAACUUCUCUAGAUCUUCAUAUAGCUCAGUCACUUGAUCAGUCAGGAAUGGGUUUAGUUUCUAGGCCAUCCUUUAGGCGUUCUACUCAUGGGACUCUCAGUGUUCACCGGGAUGAUGGCCAUUAAAGGUAGGAGUGAAUUUGGCAAAGUUGGUUGGAGGUGCUGUUGUGCAUACCCACUAGAGGGUGGGCUGAUUCUUUAUACAUUUAUACUCAUUUUUUAUUCUUUAUCACUUCCUGUCCAUAGAACCAUGUCCAGUGCUUGAAUCCAUUGCUACACUGUGAUUGUUGGUUGCUGGAAGAACAAGUUCUGUUGAUGGCAAAUGUGUGUUAUAAAUGUGCCAACACCAUUUAUACCUACCUGGACAGGUUAUUAUUUCGGGGGUUUGGUAGCAUGUGGUCAUAUGUCUGCAUCGCACUGAUUGUGUGUGGGUGUGAAAAUGGAAAAAAAAAAAACAACAACAAUACAAUCAAACCCAUAUGUGCUUGUUGAAUAUCCAAUUAUAGAUUUAGUCCCCCUUUGCUGUUAUAAUAACCUCCACUCUUCUAAGUAAUCUUUCCACUUUAUUUUGGAGCAUGGCCUUUGGGAGGGCAUGGCCUCCUGAAGAAGAGACUAAAUGGAGAAACCCCUCAAAACAAACAACAACUGAAAGAAGCUGUGGUAAAAGCCUGGAAAAGCACCACAAAAGAAGAGUGCAACUAUUUGGUGAUGUCAGUGGAUCGGCGCUUGAUUAUGUAUUGCAAGGAAGGGAUAUGCAACCAAAUAGUGUUAUUUACUUUGAUUUCCUUGAAGACUAUCUGUUACGAUAUUUUUGCUCACCUCAAAAUGGUCUAAGUUGUUUAACACAUCUAGAUGUAUAUAUCAGGAAAUUAAAGCUUCAAUUUUGA
Molecule: messenger RNA, 5246 nt
Organism: Ictalurus punctatus (channel catfish)
Lineage: Eukaryota; Metazoa; Chordata; Actinopteri; Siluriformes; Ictaluridae
Product: NLR family CARD domain-containing protein 3-like
Exons: 9
Coding region: 165-2543 (792 amino acids)
Molecular function (GO): protein binding
Source: RefSeq, a predicted model, not a curated record